Salvelinus sp. IW2-2015 is the source of this 2225-nucleotide messenger RNA. It is a transcript of the gene wdr89, whose product is annotated as WD repeat domain 89. The record is from RefSeq and is a predicted model, not a curated record. NCBI's taxonomy places the organism in Eukaryota, Metazoa, Chordata, Actinopteri, Salmoniformes, Salmonidae. Gene Ontology annotation, molecular function: protein binding.
GUGUUUCUGCGUAUGUGUUUACUUGGCUAACAUCGCCUACAAGUGUGGUCGGUGAUUUCUAUUGGAGAAGCAGUUUCUGCCUAUCUUCAUACUGUACUGUCUAUGAGUGUAAUUUAUGCUCUGAAAUUCAACAGCGGAACUCAUGCAUUGAGGAAAUUGGUCCAUCAACGGGCAGUAAAUACAGUGACACCGUGUCACAACGUGCUCAUGAAAAUCAGAUACCGUCUAUUUUGCCGGCUGGGUGUAGUUGCAGGAAGUUGCCAUGGAGAGUCUGGGGGAGAAGUUCAAAGCUCUGUCCAUCACUCGGCGUGUCCAGCCAGAUGAGCUCACCUACCUGCUGGACCUGUCCCACCAGACUGUCUCAGGCCCAGGGUUGGUGGCCGUAUGCUGCUCCAACCUCUCCAUCCGUUUGCACAGUGAGGACAGCCUCAGCCUGCUCAGGGAGUACCAGGGACAUAGUGGUGCAAUCUGUGGGGUGUGCUUUUCCCACACCUCCCCUGACCUGCUCUUCUCAGGCUCUGCUGAUGGGACAGUGAGGACGUGGGAUGUCCGCUGCCCUGGUUCAGAGGCAGCACAGGUGUUCAAGAGUGACUCCUCCCACCACUUCUGCAGCUUUGAUGUGAGCUGCAGCGAUGUGGUCCUAUGUGCAGGCACUGAGCAGGUCGAUGAAAAUGAUAGCUUCUUGGUUUUCUGGGAUGCCCGCAUGGCAAAGGAGAAGGGAGGGGUUCUGGGUGUGUACUCUGAGUCCCACAGUGAUGACAUCACGCAGGUGCGUUUCCACCCCCGGAAUGCCGACCACUUGGCGUCUGGCUCCACUGAUGGCCUGGUGAAUGUGUUUGACCUGAGCCUUGGUGCAGAGGAGGAGGCCCUGCUGGCUACCUGUAACUGUGGCUCCUCUGCUAGCUCAGUGUGCUGGGCAGGGAAGGACUUCAACCAGCUGCUGUGCCUCAGCCACGAUGAGGGCCUCCAUCUGUGGGACCUGGGUCAGCUGGACACAGACAAGCCCCUCACACUCUUCAGUGCCGCUGACGCCCGCAGCCUGACCCCUCUCUCUGAUGAAGUGGCCCUGGAUUACUUUGUUGGCGGGACUUGGCUGGAGGAGGCAGGGUGCUUACUAGUGCUAGGUGGGACAAACAAUGGAGACAUCCACCUUCUGGAGUGUAGUGAGGAAGGUCUGUGUCUGCUGAGGUCCCUCCAAGGGGGCCACUCUUCCACAGUGCGCUGCUUCCUCUGGGAUCCCGCAGGGGAGGCCCUGCUCACGGGAGGGGAGGAUGCACAGCUGCUCUUGUGGAAGCCAGGGGCGGAGGAAUUCACCUCAGGGAAGAGGGACACCCUGAAGAGUGCCUCUGCAUUAAAACUCAAAUCUAGACCAUACAAGAAGCAUGGCUCCAAGAGGGAUAAGAAGCUAGAAGUGUGAGUCGGAUGCAAUAGAGGAUUUUCAAAGAAGGGCAAGACUGCAGUCCCUAUUUAAUCAAUCAAUACUCCUCUUGCACUCAGAGUACUCGUUUGGAUUCAUGAAAUCAACACAAUUAUAUAUAUUUUUUCUUGAAAGUAGUAUUAUACUUAUCCCAGAAACUCAUUAAUAAUCUCUUUAACCGCUAGGGCUUAAAAUGAGAUUGAAUCGCAGUAUUUGUUUUUCAAAUGUGUUUCUUCCAACUUGUUUGGUAUUUUGUUUAGCUAAAACCAACUUUUUUUUUUAGAAAUAUAAUUCUAAUUGUAUCUAGUUAAUCUAAUGCAUGCUCUCCUGUAAUUUAACUAACAUACUCAGUGGGUCACAAACGCCAGGGUUCAGAACCAGAGCAUGCAGUACUUCAUCAUACUUCAUAUUCAGAGGAGCAGCUUUAAUUCCACUCAAAUGGCACAGAGUGGAAUAACAUGACAGUUGCUAUGCAGGGACUCUGCAUAUGUCAACCUGGUCUCAGAUCAUUUCAUAUUAUUCUGUACGUAAAUCUAAGACACACCAUUUACUACGAUAUGCUAAGUUUCGUAUGAUAUGUAUUAAUUUGUGGAUGUCCAUCACUCAUUUUGUAUGAUAUGUUACGAAUAUGCUGAACGUACAAUAAUUUGCAAAACGAAUGCUAUGUUACAAAUUCUAGCUAGGUUUUUAACAAACUACCUGGCUAACGUUCGCAAGGUUAGGGGUUAAUGUUCAAAAUCAAAUCAAAUGUUAUUUGUCACAUGUGCUGAAUAGAACAGGUGUAGGCCUUACAGUGAAAUGCUUACUU